AUGGCCGAUCGCUCACGUGGUCAUGCAAGCUUUCUGAUCCAGUUCAAUGCUUUGCUCAGAAAAAAUUUGACUUACCAGGUCAAUGAUAAUCCCACCAACAAUAAGUGUGGCUCAAACAACUCAAUUAUCGAUCGGACUAAUGGUUGUCCAAUUCCAAAUCCUCAAGAAUGGCCUCCUCUGCUGCAAAUACCGGCACCCCAAUUUCGUGCCUCGAGUAAUGGUUUCGAUCAGUUUCCAGAUUUGCCAAAUGAGUCUUGCAAGCUCAAUGGAUCAUGUCCUGUAACCAUACUUAUUACAGGGAACAAUCAGUCUAUUGGACAAAUUUUGGAUGGCAAUAUGUUCAUGAGUCCGGAAUUUAUGAAUUCCUCUGAUGAUGAUACCUAUGAUUUAGCCUAUCAUGUUCUGGGCUCAGAAUCCAUGCUUGGUACUUCCUAUUUUUACGAUUCUGCUUUCUCUUCUGAUUUUCCUAUCUAUUAUGUGCAAAAAAAAGUGCUUGCCAAACUCUACUCUAGUCUCAAGUUUAAACUUGUACACUUUAUCUUGAAUCUAGAGGUCAGAUGCAUUGAAGGACUGCCCUUGUGGCGCAACAGUUCUACUGCAGUUAAUGAUGAACUAUUUAAAGGUUAUUACCAGAAGAUAAAACCAAAGGGGAACAUCAAUAAGAUACUUGCAGCCUAUGAUUUUCUAAACUCAAGUGGGAACUAUUUUACUGUGAGCAUUUGGUUCAAUUCAACAUAUAAAUUUAAUGAUGACAGUACUGGUGAUCAAAGUAAUUUACUACGAGUUCCACGCUCUGUGAAUCUGGCAUCCAAUGCCUACCUUCAAUUCUUGAAAGGUUCGGGUACAAAGGUCCUGUUUGAGUUUGUGAAAGAAAUGCCCAAAUCCAGUUCAACCGACCCAAAUAUGAUCAAUAUCUCUUCCUUUCUUAAUUCACUUUUCUUUACAUGGAUCUUGCUACUGUUAUUCCCUGUUAUCUUGACAUCAUUGGUUUAUGAUAAGGAAAAAAAACUCAUAAUCAUGAUGAAAAUGCAUGGGCUUGGAGAUGCAACGUAUUGGACGAUAUCCUAUGCUUAUUUUCUAUUCAUAUCCUUGAUCUACAUGUUAUCCCUUGUGCUGUUUGGCUCGGUUCUAGGGUUGGUUUUCUUUAGAAUGAAUGACUAUACCAUCCAAUUUGUGUUUUACUUCGUCUAUGCAAACUUGCAAAUUUCUCUUGCUUUUCUAGUAGCAGCAUUUUCUUCAAAUGUUAAGACUGCUUCAGCUUACAUACUCGUAUUCGGAAGCGGGCUUGUAAGAGAGUUUCUAUUCAGAUCUUUCAUCCAAGAUUUAACAUUCUCAAGAAGUGGUAUGAUUGUUUUGGAGUUAUAUCCCGGAUUCUCUUUUUACCGUGGAAUAUACAAACUUUCACAAUAUGGCACCAAAGGGAUUCAUAUUAGGACAGGGAUGAAUUGGAAAUAUAUGAAUGAUGGUGUGAAUGGGAUGAAGGAGGCCUUAUUUAUCAUGCUUAUUGAGUGGUUAGUCGUGCUUCUUAUUGUAUAUUAUGCAGAGAAAGUUCAAUCAUCAGGAAGUGGUAGAAAUCCUCUAAUUUUCUUGAAUAAAUUAUGGAAAAAGAAUCAAAGGCAGCGACGAAAUACUUCUGUUCUCAUGGAUAUGCCUGAUGUUAUUCAAGAGAGAGAGAAGGUUGAUCAAUUUUUACUUCACCCUGAUGCAAGUUAUUCAAUCAUAAAUGACAACCUCAAAAAGGUGUACCCAGGAAAGGAUGGGAACCCUUAAAACUUAGCCGUAAGAGGGUUGUCUCUUGCUCUGCCACCAGGGGAGUGUUUUGGUUUACUCGGCCCAAAUGGUGCUAGAAAGACAUCUUUUCUUAGCAUGAUGACAGGUCUCACAAAGCCAUCCUCUGGCACAACAUUUGUUCAGGGUAUGGAUAUAAAAACUCAUAUGGAUGAAAUAUAUACCAGCAUUGGUGUAUGUCCACAACAUGACUUGCUCUGGGAGACCUUAACAGGAAGAGAACACCUAUUAUUUUAUGGGAGACUUAAGAAACUUAGAGGUUCUGCCCUAAUUCAAGCAAUUAAGGAUUCAUUAAGUAGCCUUAAUCUCAAUUAUGGAGGAGUUGCUGACAAACAAGCUGGAAAAUACAGUGGGGGUAUGAAAAGGAGGCUUAGUGAUGCAAUUUCACUAAUAGGGGAUCCCAAAGUUGUCUAUAUGGAUGAUCCUAGUUCUGGAUUGGAUCCAGCUUCGAAGAAUAGCUUGUGGAAUGUCAUGAAGCAUGCAAAGCAAAACAUAGCAAUCAUCCUCACAACUCAUUCCAUGGAAGAGGCAGAGUUCUUUUGUGAUCGGUUAGGAAUUAUGGCCAAUGGCAGCUUGCAGUGCAUAGGGAAUUCGAAAGAGUUGAAAGCUAGAUAUGGUGGAACUUAUGCGUUUACAAUGACAACAUCUUUGGAACAUGAGGAAGAUGUAGAGAACUUGGUCCGGUCUCUCUCAAUAAAUGCGAAGAAGAUAUACCAUCUGUCUGGAACCCAGAAGUAUGAGCUACCAAAAGAUGAGGUUAGAAUUGUAGAUGUGUACAGAGCAGUGGAGUAUGCCAAGUACAAGUUCACAGUUUCUGCUUGGGGUCUUACUGAUACAGUGGAGGAUGUGUUCAUCAAAGUUGCAAGUGGGGCCUAA
Ziziphus jujuba (common jujube) is the source of this 2664-nucleotide messenger RNA. RefSeq names its product ABC transporter A family member 10-like. The record is from RefSeq and is a predicted model, not a curated record. Gene Ontology annotation, cellular component: intracellular membrane-bounded organelle; membrane. Lineage: Eukaryota; Viridiplantae; Streptophyta; Magnoliopsida; Rosales; Rhamnaceae. Gene Ontology annotation, molecular function: ATP binding; ATP hydrolysis activity; ABC-type transporter activity. Gene Ontology annotation, biological process: lipid transport; transmembrane transport.